ACAUUAAAUUCUAACCUUUAAUCGCACGCAAUAGCAAACCAGUUUUCCCGUUUUGGUUUUGGUCUCAAGCUAUACUUCCUUCGUUGGUUUCCCUUCACUGUAAGGCGUAUCAAACAAAAAAUGUUUCUAAGAUGAAUCUGGACCGUUCAGCUAAGCACAAAAUUUUUAAAACUGCCCAACCCAAAAUCCAACUUACGAUAGCCGGUUCUCAAUCCAAACGUAUGCUAAGCAUAAAUGAAUUUUUACCGGUACCGCCAGUUUCCUCAUCCAAAAUAAUAUUUCUUACCCCUAUCAUGAAAAUUGUAUUGACAAUCCGUACAAUCUUCUUCAUCUUGUAAAGAAGAAAUUCUCCAACUUUUUUUUUUUUCCAGAUUUUACAAGUUUUUGUUUUACAAAAAGUCUUAACCCGAUCGACUCAGUUUAGAUCUCGUCUCGUUCAACUAGGUUUAACUGGAAAACCCAUAGGUGCUGGAAGAUGACAGACAAGGAGGGAGAAGACAUCAUUUCUCGUGGGAAUGAAUGGGAAGUUGUUUCACUUACAGCAUCAACAUAUGCUGCUGCCCCUGGUCCAAAAGAAGUUGAGUCAAACGAUAAUGACAAGGGCACAUAUGGAGUGGAAGCUGAAACUUCCCGUGCUUUGUUCAUGUCAGGGCAUUUUGUUUUUCCACCAAGUCAGCAUGAGAAUUUGCCCUUGGAAUCUGACAAUGAUAAGAUUAGUGAUGAGCACGGGGAUAAAGAUGUGGUAUCUGAAUUGGCUGCUGGAGAAGAGGGGAGAACUAGUGGCAAGGAUAAUGAAAACUUGACUUUUGAACAACUGACUGUAACAGAUGACUUUCCAGGAAUUUCCUUUUUCAACGAGAAGGGUAAUAGGCCACCCUUUCAUGGUACAGAUUUUGAAGAAGGCACAAAUAUUCCAGGAUUAAAUCUAAUUGAAGAACAAAAUGUGUAUAGUGCUGCCAAGUAUAGUUCUUUCCAAACUGAAACAAAUUUAGUUGGUUCAGCACCAUAUAGUGAGGAGACAGCUAUUCCUGAAUAUGUUGAAACAUCAGAAGAAAACCUUGAUGCUGGGGACUUAACUCUUUCACCAAGGCCUUUGAAAGAUGACAAACGUGAUGGUUCUGGACUUCCAUGUGAAGCUUGGUGGAAAAGAGGAGCUGCAUCUUUAUAUUCUCAAGCAAAAGAAGCAAAUACAUUCUGGUCUAUCUUUGUUGCAGCAGCUGUUAUGGGCCUUGUAAUUCUGGGGCAGCAUUGGCAGCAAGAAAGAUGGCAGGCUCUGCAACUUAAGUGGAAGUUCAGCCUUAAUAGUGAGAGGGCAAGCAGAGUGUUUGGUCCCAUUUCUCGACUAAAAGAUGUGAUUGUGGGAGGUCACCGCCGUGGAUCCCUCAUUAGAGGCAGCACAUCAAGUGAGAAUUAAGAUGUUGACAUCGUCCCCAAGAGAAGGGGUCAACAUUUCAGGUAAGACUUUUCUAGAUGAUGACGAAAAAUAUAAGAGGCAAUUGGGAGAUAUGUUUGGAUGUGAUAUCUCUCUAGUUUGCUGCAGUGUGGUAUGCAUUUUUCUUCUUUUCUUUCGUAAAGUUCCUCCAUCGAACCCUUAAAAAAGAAAGAAAAAAAGAAAGCUUGAUAUUGUAGUUUAUUUAUCUGCUGUUGUAUUUCUCCGAAUUUGUAUCUGUAUAGAUAUUCAGUGCUGGCAUUUACUCAUUUGUUUAUCCAUGUAAUAUGGUUCUGCUCCUUCAUACGGUGUAUAGUGUGAUCAAAGCUCCAAAGCUUCAUAUCAUUGACAACUUUGUAGGCUUAAAAGAAAUUUAUUUGUGCACAGUGCUAGUGAAAUGGUUGUUGGGUUGAUGCUUUUUAUGAGCUGAUCAUCUAAACUAUACUAGAUAGUGAUUAUUGCAUCCCUAAAAACUGAAUGUUGCUAUGUUAUAAGGAAAAAGUUUUUUUGUAUGUAA
Cannabis sativa is the source of this 1946-nucleotide messenger RNA. RefSeq names its product ATG8-interacting protein 2. The record is from RefSeq and is a predicted model, not a curated record. NCBI's taxonomy places the organism in Eukaryota, Viridiplantae, Streptophyta, Magnoliopsida, Rosales, Cannabaceae. The transcript has 3 exons. Gene Ontology annotation, cellular component: intracellular membrane-bounded organelle. The coding region runs from base 476 to 1414 and encodes 312 amino acids.